CUGCAGGAAAAGAAAAAAAGAAAACCUUACUUCUGUCAUAAAACGACUGUCAAAGUAAAAAUUUUCGUGUCAUUUUGAAAAUAAUACCUACAUUAAAUGCAUGAGGUUGGAUUUCUAAGAUAAAUUUAUCGUUAAAAACAGCCAUGAUACCAGCGACCCGUUUGUUUGUGGCAAAUCUCCCAGCUAAUAUUAAAGAUGAAGAUCUAAUCUCGGCAUUUUCCAUUUUUGGUAAAGUCACUAAUUUGGAUCUGAAUGUUAAAACGGAAGCUGGUAAAGAGCUAACCAAGUUCGCUUUCUUAUCGCUUUCCGCGCCCAACGCCGAUGUACAAACAUGCAUCCAAUAUUUUGCCAACGAAGACUUUUACGGCAACAAGCUGUAUGUAUCAAUCGCAAGGGAGAGUUUUCUGGAGAAAUUGCAACGAGAACAAGUGGAAUCGCAACUGAAAGAUGAAAAAGUAAAGUUUAUGUGCCAGGAAAGUUUGAAUCAGAAGAAUCUAGCUCUAAGAAACAGUGAAUUUUAUACUGAGAAGCUGAAACGAAGUUCUAAAUGGAGUUGGCGGUCCUGCGACCACUGCUAUUUUAUGGAAAAGGAAAAUGCCGCUAAGAUGACUCCUAUUUAUUUAAGUGAAACAUUAAAUCCACGUAAAAGAAAAAUUGAAUACAACCCUGGAUUCGAAUCUGAAUUGAAAACAAGAAAACGUAAAGAAAGCAAAGCUCUACAUGAAGGGAAUAAAAUAAAAUAUAUCGCUGGGGACAACACUAAUUUGGCGGAGAAAACGAAAAAAGUAAGUUUUCGUAAUUCACAGAUCUUGAAACAAGAGAUGACAAAGAAAAUGCUGGAAUCUAUGAAGAAGAGGCAAAUUUAUAAAGAGAAACCUACGACUACAACAAGUUUGACUAAAGUUGAUGAAAUAAAGAACAAACGAGUUAAAUUUCCUGACUUGGACGACAUACUUAAACAACUAAAAGAAAAUGAUAAAAAAGUGACCAAACAAAUUACUAUUCAUUGGAUACGCGUGUAUCAAAACGCUCGUAUUCUUCAUACACAUAGGCAAGAUCCCAUGCACAGUCAUCUGUCCUUGACCAGUAUACUAUUAAAAUGAUAUUUUAUGGACCAACAAAAGCCAAAAUAUUAUAUUAUCAUCAGUUAUGACAAAUUUGGCCCUGUUUUGUAUUAAUCCUGUAACAAAAAACUACAACUUCAACGUCUCUUUAUGUAACUUUAAACGCCACACUUUUCUUUAGUUGAAAAAAAAUGUAUCGUGUAAUCAUGAAAUAAAAAGAUUUAAAAGGAA
Molecule: messenger RNA, 1295 nt
Organism: Trichoplusia ni (cabbage looper)
Lineage: Eukaryota; Metazoa; Arthropoda; Insecta; Lepidoptera; Noctuidae
Product: probable RNA-binding protein CG14230
Exons: 5
Coding region: 144-1103 (319 amino acids)
Molecular function (GO): RNA binding
Source: RefSeq, a predicted model, not a curated record